AUGUACCCCAACCAUGGUUUCACUCUUGUCACUCUUUUUUUCUUCCUCGUCGGGCUCUUUGUGAAUGAUUCAUGGGCUCGAGAUGCUCCGUUGAAUACGGAGCCAACCCUCAACGCAAACAAUUUCCGAUUCGAUCUGAGCGGGAGUAUCCGAAAGCAGGAUCAUGCCCUAGCCAGCCGCGCUGUCGACCUUGGCCCCCGUGACUUGUAUUCAGAUUAUGCUACAUAUUCGGCCAAGGGGAACAGACUUAUUUGCCUGACCAAAAUGGAUGAUGCAGCUGCGGCAGCCAAGCUCGAUAGAGAUCCAGCAGCAGAAUAUACGACCGUAGCGGAGAUGGAGGCAGCUGGUUGGGUAUCCUCUACAGACAAGUUGAGCGCCGCAGAGAUCGCAGAUGCCAACACGAAGAUGGAGGGCUACUUGAGCGGAACUUUAAUGAGCAGUAUUGGCGUGGAUUUGAGCAAUAAUGAGCUUGUCGACUGGAGGUGGACGGUUGGUGAAGAUGGGGUGCUCACAGCGGAAGACUUAGAAGAAAACACCGGAGAGACAGCCGCAGCUCAAUAUCAAAAUUGGUAUAAUGUCCAAGGUGGCCUCAUUAUCGUGAACCUCGCAUGGAGUCCGGGUUAUGUCGUGGGUCAAAACUCAGAUCAGGAAUGGUGGCCUGAAGAUGUAACCGACGAUACUGUUACAGCGCUCAAUGUUAAACAGCUAUCGGAUGUGAUGUAUAUUGAAUGGGCGAGCCAAGCGACGGACGUCACAAGUCUCGAAUAUGUCAUUCCCUUGAAUGUUGUAAAUCCGGGAACAAGAAGUGCGAUGACCCUCGCCAUGGCAUCUGUCGCUUCAACUUGGUCGACGCCUGAGGUCUUCUAUCCCGGAUCAGAAGCAUUUGAUGCACUGGUUGGGUCUCCAAAUGGAAACGCACAAGCGUGGAUCCUCAUCAAUCACAAAGCGCAGCUGGGUGUGAAGACCAUCUCCAGUAUUAGGGUAUGGACAAGCAGCACUAUCAAGGCUGGUCAGCCAAAUGUGUUUCCUGACACGGAGGAGUGGGCAGCUGAAGCCGAUAAAAGAAACAUGUGUUAUAUCUACUAUGAUGACCCGGAGGAGGAUGGAAUUUUCGAGUAUGACGGGGACGCUUACUGGGGGGCUAUGUGA
Penicillium odoratum is the source of this 1149-nucleotide messenger RNA. RefSeq lists its product as uncharacterized. The coding region runs from base 1 to 1149 and encodes 382 amino acids. The record is from RefSeq and is a predicted model, not a curated record. The transcript is spliced from 2 exons. Lineage: Eukaryota; Fungi; Ascomycota; Eurotiomycetes; Eurotiales; Aspergillaceae.